AUGGCGCAACAUUCCAGAGUCGCAACCCAGCCCAUCCCCGUGGCCACUCUCCCGGUCGAGCCCGCCGCCGCCCAACCUCUCGCCGUCGAGCCUCUCGUUGCCCAGGCCAGAAGCUUCCACAACAGCUCCAAGCAAGCCCUCAACAUCACAUCGCCGACCGUCACCCGCGUCCUCCCCGAGUUCAGCCUCCAAGGAAAGGUUAUCGUCGUCUCCGGCGGCGCACGAGGCCUCGGCCUCACCCAAGCUGAGGCUCUCCUUGAAGCCGGCGCAAUCGUUCACGCCAUUGACCGUCUUCCCACGCCCGACCCCGACUUUGAAAAGGUCGCUCUCAGGGCCAACGUUGAGCUCGGCACUUCUCUCACAUACCACCAAGUCGACGUUCGUGAUGUCGCCCAACUCAACGAUAUAGUCGAGGGUAUCGUCAACCAGCACGGCCGCCUGGACGGCCUCAUCGCCGCCGCCGGAAUCCAGCAGGAGACUCCCGCUCUCGAGUACAAGGCCGAGGAUGUCGACAAGAUGAUGGGCGUCAACGUCACGGGCUGCUUCAUGACUGCGCAAGCCGUCGCCCGUCAGAUGAUUCGCCUCAACACCCCCGGUAGCAUUGUGAUGAUCGCCAGUAUGAGCGGCACAGUCGCCAACAGGGGAUUGAUCUGCCCUGCAUACAACGCCUCCAAGGCGGCGGUUCUGCAACUCGGACGCAACCUCGCGGCUGAGUGGGGUGUGCACAACAUCCGCGUGAACACCAUCUCGCCCGGCUAUAUCGUCACCGCCAUGGUCGAGGCUCUCUUCGAGACAUACCCCGAGCGCAAGACGGAGUGGCCUCAGCACAACAUGCUCAACAGACUGAGCAGGCCAGACGAGUACCGCGGUGCUGCCGUCUUCCUGCUGAGCGACGCCAGCAGCUUCAUGACGGGCAGCGACCUGCGCAUCGACGGUGGGCACUGCGCUUGGUAA
This is a messenger RNA of Colletotrichum karsti, 954 nucleotides long. RefSeq lists its product as uncharacterized. Gene Ontology annotation, cellular component: intracellular anatomical structure. NCBI's taxonomy places the organism in Eukaryota, Fungi, Ascomycota, Sordariomycetes, Glomerellales, Glomerellaceae. Gene Ontology annotation, molecular function: oxidoreductase activity, acting on NAD(P)H, oxygen as acceptor. The coding region runs from base 1 to 954 and encodes 317 amino acids. The record is from RefSeq and is a predicted model, not a curated record. The transcript is spliced from 3 exons.